AUGUUUUCUCCAAGGAACACCUUGUAUUCCACGCGCCGGCGACUCUUCAUCAAGUUCGUCAUCCCCGCGAAGCCAACUUUCGGCUCCCUCGCCACCGCCCCAGCUUCUCCAACCGGCCCGUUUUCCGGGCACCACCAGUUCAUCACUAGCUCCGAUGAACGGGUACAGACGCAGGCCCGCCUUCCGGCGAACUAUGGUCGGACGGCUGGAAUCGCAUUCGCAUCUCAAUCGCGCGAGCUCGGGCUUCCCCAAAAGUAUGAGCUUUUAAUAGAAAAAUGCCGGCUUUCUUGUUCGGAGUUCGAGCCAAAACAGAACGAAAUUCUUUACGAUGCAUUAACUGCAUUUAGUGAAAUGUUCUCCUCAGGUGUUUUCCCGACCCAUUACGCGCUCGGGAGUGCUUUAAGAUCCUGUCAGAAAAUGGGAACCGGCGGGUUGAGACACGGGAUUCAAAUUCACGGUUUGAUCUCAAAAACCCAUCAUUCUUUCGAUGUGGUCAUCUGCAAUGUCCUUAUCUCGAUGUACUCAAACUGCAUUGUGGGCCCCGCCGGCUCGAUUCCCGCUCGUCGUGUUUUCGACACGAUAGCCGAUAAAAACUCCGUUUCGUAUAAUUCUAUCAUCUCGGUUUACUCUCAGCGAGGGGACGUGGGUCCCGCGUUCGACCUUUUUUCCGAAAUGCAGGAGAGUUUUUCGUGGUCUGAAUUCGGGCCUAACGAGUAUACGUACGGCAGCUUAAUAACCGCUGCAAGUGAAUCGGUCGAUGCCGAUGGUGGUUGCUUUUUGCUCAAGCAGCUGCUGGCAAAAAUUGAGAUGUUAGGACUUAUGGAGGAUUUAUAUGUCGGUAGUGCUCUCGUGAGUGGAUUUGGAAAGCUCGGUGAGAUCGAUAUUGCGAAAGGCAUUUUUGCGAAAAUGGGCAUGAGAAAUGUGGUGUCUUUAAAUGGUUUGAUGGUUGGAUUAGUGAAAUUUAAGCAUGCUCGUGAAGCAGUUGAGGUUUUCUUGAAAACAAGGGGACUGGUUAAAUUUAAACUCAAUUCUGAUAGUUAUGUCCUCCUCUUGAGUGCCCUUGGCGAGUUCUCGUGCUUGGAAGAAGGGAAAAGGAAAGGGAAAGAGGUGCAUGGAUACGUGACACGGACAGGGAUAAACGAUUCGAGUGUUUCGGUCGGGAACAGUUUGAUUAAUAUGUAUGCCAAAUGUCAUUCUAUUGAGGAUGCACGUUCUGUCUUUAUCUCGAUGCUCGAUAAAGAUUCGGUCACGUGGAGUUCUAUAAUCUCGGGGCUCGACCAAAACGAGCGUUUCGAAGAUGCGCUGUUGUGUUUUCUUGAAAUGAAAAAAUUCGGGUUAAUUCCUUCGAAUUUCACGCUGAUAAGCGCUAUGAGUUCGUGCGCGAGUCUCGGCUGGAUUUGGAUGGGAGAGCAAAUACAUUGCGAGGCGAUUAAGUUAGGACUUGAUUUAGAUGUCUCGGUAUCUAAUACUCUUCUUACUCUUUAUGCUGAUACCGGACACAUCACAAAAUGCAGAAAAUUGUUUUCUUUAAUGCACGAUUGCGAUCGGGUCUCGUGGAAUUCGAUAUUACGGGCUUUUACGGACAACAAUGAGACGUCAAUAAUCGAGGCCUCGAAAUAUUUUCGGCAAAUGAUGCGAUCCGGAUGGAGCCCAAAUAACGUGACCUUUACAAACAUUCUUUCUGCAGCUGCUUCUCUCUCGAAUCUUGAACUCACUCGUCAAAUUCACUGCUUAGCUUUGAAACACCGAUUUACGGAAGAUAACAUAGUGAAAAAUUCUCUGCUCACCUGUUAUGGAAAGUGUGGAGAAAUAAACGAGUGUGAGAUUCUCUUCUCGAGAAUGGUUGAUAAAGAUGAGGUCGCUUGGAAUUCGAUGAUUUCGGGCUAUUUACACGGCGAGAUGUUGGUGGAGGCCAUGGAUUUAGUGAAGCUCAUGCUGCAAAAUGGCCAAAGAUUGGAUCUUUUCACUUUCGCCACUGUUUUAAGCGCUUGUGCUUCGGUGGCCACACUCGAGCAUGGCAUGGAAAUUCACGCCUGUGCGGUUAAGGCCCGUUUGGCAUCCGAUGUUGUUAUCGGGAGUGCGCUUGUUGACAUGUACGCGAAAUGCGGGAGAAUAGAAUACGCGUCCCGAUUUUUCGAGCAAAUGCCCAUUAAAAACGUGUAUUCGUGGAACUCCAUGAUAUCGGGCUACGCUCGGCAUGGAGAUGGGGAGAAAGCGCUCGAGAUAUUCACGCGAAUGAAAAUCGAAAACCAACAAAAACCGGAUCACGUGACGUUCGUUGGGGUGUUGUCGGCUUGCAGCCACAUGGGAUUGGUUUUACAAGGUUACGAGCAUUUCGAGUCUAUGAUUAAAGUUUAUGGCCUUACCCCAAAAAUCGAACAUUUUUGUUGCAUGGUCGAUUUACUCGGCCGGGCGGGCGAAUUUAAUAAAUUAGAGGAGUUUAUAAAUAAUAUGCCGAUCGAGCCUAGUGUUUUGAUAUGGAGAACUGUUUUGAGUGCAUGUGGCCGGUCGAGCGGCCGAACGCUCGAUUUGGGAAAAAGGGCUGCCAAGAUGAUACUCGAUUUAGAGCCGCAUAACGCGCAUGAGAAGACCCAGCAAAUGGCUUCUUCCACUCAUUACCCAAAUGAGAUUUCUUGUAAGCCUUAUCGGCCCAUCUUUGCCUAA
Striga hermonthica is the source of this 2664-nucleotide messenger RNA. NCBI's taxonomy places the organism in Eukaryota, Viridiplantae, Streptophyta, Magnoliopsida, Lamiales, Orobanchaceae. The record is from the annotation of a GenBank genome assembly.